CAGAUCCAACCGGGAAAUUCUCCGCCGGCGACCCUUUUUGUGUUCUUUCAUUAAACGACCACAUGCUCAUCAGGCAGUUCAUCUAGUUAAGGUUUAGUUUUGAUGUAAAGUGAGAGUUGUGGGGGAGCUGAUUGACGAAGAACGGGAUGAUAGAGUGCAGCGUCUGUCAUUCCAAGCUGCUUUCCCCAACUACAAAGACAGUGUCAAGGGCUUAUGACGAACACAGGAGCAAGAUAUCGUCGAAGCAACGGGCCCUCAAUGUUCUAUUGGUUGUCGGGGAUUGUAUUUUAGUUGGGUUACAGCCUAUUUUGGUUUUUAUGUCCAAGGUGGAUGGGAAUUUUAAAUUUAGCCCCGUUAGUGUUAACUUUCUUACCGAGGGUGCAAAAGUUCUCUUUGCAGUUGUUAUGCUUUUGAUCCAGGCUAGGCGCCAGAAAGUUGGUGAGAAGCCCUUCUCUCAAUUUCGACAUUUGUGCAGGUUACUGGAUGCUAAAGAGAUAUACUUGUUGGAUUGCUGCAAGCCCAAGCUUAACAUAACUAGUGGAAUUCACAUUGGCAGUUUGCUUGUGCCGGCUAUCAGGCAGCCUCUGAUCAGAACCCAUCCUGGUUUUGCAAGCUCGGAUCUGGACCCAUCCUGCCCAAGACCUGAGUUUCUUCACACAGCUGCUCGCAGUAAUGUGCUACUUGCAGUUCCAGCGUUUCUCUAUGCAAUCAAUAACUAUCUAAAGUUUGUCAUGCAGCUGUAUUUCAAUCCUGCGACUGUGAAGAUGCUUAGCAAUCUGAAGGUUUUGGUUAUUGCUGUUCUUUUGAAAGUAAUAAUGAGGCGUAGAUUUUCCAUCAUUCAGUGGGAGGCUCUUGCUUUGUUGCUUAUUGGAAUUAGCAUAAAUCAGAUGCGUUCCCUGCCUGAGGGUACUACUGCUUUGGGACUUCCUGUAGCAACGGGUGCAUACAUCUACACUUUGGUCUUUGUUACUGUUCCAUCUUUGGCCUCAGUUUACAAUGAAUAUGCUCUGAAGAGUCAAUAUGAUACAAGCAUUUACCUUCAGAACUUGUUUUUAUAUGGAUAUGGUGCUAUAUUCAACUUUCUAGCGAUUCUUGGAAUUGCCAUUUUCAAAGGUAUUGACAUGAAUCUCUUUGUCCAAUCCUACCAAUUGAGCUUUAUCAUCGGAGCAGAUCUACUUGCUGGCACUAGUGCUUUUCAGUCAAUUAGAGGGCUGCAGACCAUUGUAAGCACUGGCAUACAAGCUGUAGUGUCAAAAUUGACGUUGGCAGUCAACAAAGGGCUUUUAGGGGCUGCUUAUGGUUUGUUUCUGUGGUUAAAAGAUGAUAGGAAUUUAGGGAUUUAA
Molecule: messenger RNA, 1343 nt
Organism: Ilex paraguariensis (yerba mate)
Lineage: Eukaryota; Viridiplantae; Streptophyta; Magnoliopsida; Aquifoliales; Aquifoliaceae
Source: the annotation of a GenBank genome assembly